AUAGGAGUGGAAAUAACACAAAGCAAUCAAAGUAGUAGGCUACAGUACUAAAUGUUUGCUGAGUUUCUGAAUGUCUAGGAUGUCAUUCCUGGGCUAUACAACUCUGCUCUUAUGUUGGAUAUAUUGUACUGCAGAAAGAGCUUGUAAAGAACCUCCUCCUAGAAGGGUUAAAGAAGUGCCUACUGAAAGAUGGGACAAACCUCCCUAUCCACAUGGUACUCAAGUAACAUACAGAUGUCGGCCUGGAUAUAUAAAACUUGGACGAAUUGUGUUUGAGUGUGCUGAUGGAGCAUGGAUGCAACGGCUCCCAGGGGCAGAAUGCAGAAAUAAGCCCUGUGGACAUCCUGGAGAUAUUGAGUUUGGUUCUUUUGAACUUACCAGUGGAAGUGAAUUUGUAUUUGGUGCCAGAGUUGAGUACAGAUGUAAUGAUGGAUACCAGAUGCUCAGCCAAAGAAAUUACCGUGAGUGUCAGGCAGAUGGAUGGAGCAAUGACAUCCCUCACUGUGAAGUGGCAAAGUGUUUACCUGUACAAGCACCAGAAAAUGGAAGAAUAAUUAUGACUGGUGUAUUUGAGCUAGGCCAAGAAUAUUCCUUUGGCCAGGUUGUAAAUUUUGAAUGUAAUGCAAAAUACAAGCUUGUCGGAUCUAAAGAACUAAUUUGCUCUUCUAAUGGACAAUGGAAUAGUGGUGUGCCUCAGUGCCAAGAGACUAUCUGUGAUGUGCCAAAAAUUCUGCACGGACAGGUACGUUCUCCAAAGGAGGCUUACAAGGAAUCUGAACAACUACAGUUUGCCUGUGACGAAGGCUACAAAUACGGUGAAAGAGCUGAUGUAAAAUGUACUGAAUCAGGAUGGAAUCCAACCCCCUAUUGCAUAGAAGCUGUAUGCUCUCCUCCAAGAAUUCCCAAUGGGAACUUUAGACCUCGAGAAGACAGCUACGGAGUAGGUGAUAUCAUCACAAUACAGUGUAAUCCUGGAUAUCGUUUUAAAACACUGACUGGCAAAACCACAGCUGAAUGCACCAGGGAUGGCUGGGUACCUGAUCCAGGUUGUGUCCAAAGACCAUGUUUGCCACCACAACCUGUAGAAUGUGCUGAUGUUCCCCAGCUGGAAAAUCAAAACUUAAAAAUUAUAAAAGAAGGGAAAACAAUGUAUUUGGCUGGUGCUAGAUUUAAGUAUGUUUCUCGUUCUGGAUACAUGUUAGACGGACUGUCGGAGAUAACUUGUUCUAUGGGAAACUGGACUUCAGCUCCUACGUGCUUGGAAAGAUGCCAGAAUAUCAAUGUUGACAAUGGUUAUUUCACCUUGGAAAAGAAAACAUUUAGUUUACAGGAGAAGGUCACCUAUGGUUGUCGUAAUGGCUUUGUAACUCCAGAAGGACAAGAAACAAGAGAGAUACAGUGUCAAGAGGAUGGCUGGACUCCACCUCCAAAGUGUAUCAAAUCAUGUAGAACAACUCAUUUGGACAUUUUGACUUACCACGCAAAUAAAACUGUGUUCAUGCCUGAAGAUACACUUGAGUAUGCAUGUUUGGAGGGAUAUCAGACUGAAAAUAAUUUAACAAUUGGUAGCGCAAGGUGUGGCCUAAAUGGUGAAUGGAGUCCAACGCCCCAGUGUCUUGCAAUAGAAUGUGAAACGCUGAUAUUGCACCAUGGAGAUUUUUCUCCCAAGAAGGGUAAAUACCGCAGUGGAGAUGUUGUGAAAUUUACCUGCGCAAACAAUUACGUGAGAGUGGGCCCUGCCUCUACUCAGUGCUACUACUUUGGAUGGUUUCCAUCACCACCAGUGUGUAAAGUGAAUGCCAGAGGCUGUGGACCUCCACCUGAGAUUACCAAUGGAAUUGUUGCUGGUGACUUUGUGGAAGAGUAUCGGCAUGGAGACAGAAAGCAAUAUGAAUGCAACACUGAAUUUAAAUUGGUUGGACCAAAGGAAAUAGAAUGUGUUGAUGGAGAAUGGUCAUCUCCUCCCUCUUGCAUUGAAGACAAAAUGCCAUGUGGAUCACCUUUCUCUAUUCCGAAUGUUGUUCUUCAUCAGGAAGACCAGACCCAGUUUUCUCAUGGUGAUGAAGUAAUUUAUGGAUGUAAACAAAGCUUUGGCAAUUCUAAGAAAAUGAAAAUAAAAUGUCUUAAUGGGGAAUGGAAGCCUCUACCUCUUUGUGCCGAUCCAUCUCCUCGGUGUGUACUUCCAAGGGAUGUUAAGCUUGUGCGCAGUGAUGGUCUUCCCAAGCGAAAAAAGGACACUGGGUUCCAUGGAGUUAUACAUUAUACAUGUACAUCAGCUGACAAAAGUGUUAAACAGGCAACUUGUGUGUCCGGAACAUGGUCACCAGAGAUUGAAUGUGCAUCUGAGGAGAGUACGUGCCCACCUCCACCUCAGGUGCCUGAUGCUCAACAGCUAACAGUUGGAAGAAAUUACAAGAAUGGGAGUAAAAUAGCUUUUUCAUGUCUGAAGAGUUUCCUGCUCAUCGGUGUGAAUGAAAUAACAUGUAUAGAAGGGAAAUGGCAAUCACCACCUUAUUGUGUGGAAAGACCAUGUUUGCCACCACAACCUGUAGAAUGUGCUGAUGUUCCCCAGCUGGAAAAUCAAAACUUAAAAAUUAUAAAAGAAGGGAAAACAAUGUAUUUGGCUGGUGCUAGAUUUAAGUAUGUUUCUCGUUCUGGAUACAUGUUAGACGGACUGUCGGAGAUAACUUGUUCUAUGGGAAACUGGACUUCAGCUCCUACGUGCUUGGAGGACUGUAUACUGCAAGAAAGUGUUAUGGAAGAUAACAAUAUUCAACUACAGUCAUCAAGCUUGCAGAGAGGGUCCACCUUUCGCACUGGGGAUUAUAUAUUUUUUGAAUGCAAAUGGUUGUACCAACGAGUUUCACACCCUGACAAAUUUAGAGCCAAGUGCACAGACGGACUGAUUGUGUAUCCUCAAUGUCAAUAUUUGGAUAAAUGGGAAUGGCAUGAAGGAGCCCAGCUGUGGGAAUGAAAGAUCCCUCAACCGACCCAGUGAUUUGAGCUCAGUGUUUCCCGGUGCUUCCCGUUUUGCUGUGCUUCGUUUGCAGCUUAGCCAAUGUUCUGUCUUGGAAUUUGUUAUUUUUUUUUCUUUUUAUUAUUGGAUGAUUGUGUUUAUGUUUUAUCCACAUUGUAUCCAUUUUUGUAAAUGUAUUUACAUUUUGUAAAUACGUUUACAUUUUAUCCGUCGGAAUGGUUGUGCUUGCAUUUUAUCCAUUCUAUAUUGAUCGCACUGUCAUUUUUAUGUACAAUUGUGUCCUGAAAUAGACUGGCUUUGGUGGCAUACUAAGACAAGAAUUAAAGCCCGCAGGUAGUUUGAUUAUCAGCAAGUAGAGCGUGUUUGGCCUUGUCUGUUCCUAGCUUCUUCUCUGUGUCCUUGCCUGGAAACUGCCCUGGAGUCAUGGCAGAGGUGAGUGUCCUGACUGCCUGAUCAGGAUGAGCAAGUGAGUGCAGUCUCCUUUAAAUGGCUCAGGGAAGUCUCUAGAUCACACACCCAGUUCUUGUGGGGGCAGGGGCUUUGAGCAUCCCUGACACUUGCUGGAAGGGCAAGAUGUUGGAAUGCAAGUAAUUGGGAUUUGUGGAGGGAGGCAGGAUUGACUUCUUCAUCCAGGUCCUGGAUGGGCAAAUCUGUAUGGCACACAUCUCCAUCUUUUGUUCAUUAACAAGGAAGAACUGUCUGGGAUUUUGGAAAUCAAUGGCAACCCUUUACGUGGUGACCAUGAAUUAAUGGAGUUCAUGAUUCAAUGGGGAGAAAAGUAAGUAGCAGAGCACAAAUCAUGCACCUUACAAGAGCAGAUUUUUGGCUUAUUUAGGAAACUAGUAGGUGGACUGCUUGGGAGUCAUAGAGGAGUCCAGAAAAGCUUACAGGUCUUAAAGGACAGAAUCUUCCAAGUCGUAGACUAUCUGAUUCUGGUGCUCAAGAGGAAAAACACAUUUAUCGGGAUUCUGGCUUGACUAAUCAGGGACCUUGCAUAGAUUUCUGAAGCAGAAAAGAAAUCAAUGUACAGGAGAUUGAGGCAAGAACAGGCUACAAGGUGAACUGUCUAUGGCAUUACUUUGGCAUAUAUAUGGAUAGUGUUAGGAAAG
Molecule: messenger RNA, 4086 nt
Organism: Egretta garzetta (little egret)
Lineage: Eukaryota; Metazoa; Chordata; Aves; Pelecaniformes; Ardeidae
Gene: CFH
Product: complement factor H
Exons: 18
Coding region: 71-2974 (967 amino acids)
Source: RefSeq, a predicted model, not a curated record